Microstroma glucosiphilum is the source of this 1135-nucleotide messenger RNA. Its product is annotated as Triosephosphate isomerase. Gene Ontology annotation, cellular component: cytosol. Gene Ontology annotation, molecular function: triose-phosphate isomerase activity. Bases 71 to 823 code for a protein of 250 amino acids. NCBI's taxonomy places the organism in Eukaryota, Fungi, Basidiomycota, Exobasidiomycetes, Microstromatales, Microstromataceae. The transcript has 4 exons. The record is from RefSeq and is a predicted model, not a curated record. Gene Ontology annotation, biological process: glycolytic process; glyceraldehyde-3-phosphate biosynthetic process; glycerol catabolic process.
CUACCAUCGUUAUCCAUACCAUCACAACACUACACGGCACUCUCUUACCCUCACACAAUUCUCAACCAUCAUGUCUGCUGACCGAAAGUUCUUUGUUGGUGGAAAUUGGAAGAUGAACGGUACCAUCGAGUCCGGCAAGAAGCUCGUAGAGACCAUCAAGAGCGCCAAGCUCGACUCCAACGUUGAGGUCGUCGUCGCUCCCCCCGCUCUCCACCUGCUCCCCGUGCAAGAGGCUCUCAAGGGCACUCAGAUCCAAGUGGCUGGCCAGAAUGCCUACCACCAAGUCUCUGGCGCCUUCACUGGAGAAGUUUCCGUCUCGCAGCUGCAGGAUGCCAACAUCCCCUGGGUGAUCAUCGGCCACUCGGAGCGUCGAACCCUCUUCGGUGAGACGGACGCCAACGUCGCCGAGAAGACCAAGGCUGCUCUCAAGCACGACAUUUCCGUCAUUCUCUGUGUUGGUGAGACUCUUGAGCAGAGGGAGAAGAACGAGAGCAUCAAUGUCGUCGUGCGACAGCUUGAUGCUGUCAAGAAGGAGGUAGACGACUGGACCAAGAUUGUCAUUGCCUACGAGCCCGUCUGGGCCAUUGGUACCGGAAAGGUCGCUACACCCGAGCAGGCCGAAGAGGUCCACGCCGCCAUCUACGACUGGGCAGUGAAGAACCUGGGCCAGGGCGCAACCGACAAGCUCCGUGUCAUCUACGGUGGCUCAGUAGCAGGAAAGAACUGCAAGGAGCUGGCUAGCAAGCCCUCCAUCCUGGGUUUCCUCGUAGGAGGCGCUUCCCUCAAGCCAGAGUUCGUCGACAUUAUCAACUCGAAGCUUUAGAUGGCUGGGCCUCUGCGCAGCGAGAGCAGGGCUUGAGAGAUUCCAGUGCAGUAAAGAGGUGAAGUGGGUUUGGGAACUAAGGCAGGCGGAGAGUAGUCGCUCAAUAUUGUUCGUUCGAGGAAAGGCAGUCAAAUGUCACCUACCAAUAAAAACUUGGAAUGCACAUCCACACAUACAUACUCUCUCCUAGCUCAGCCGAGGGGCAUGUACAACCAAUGGUGAGAUUUCAUAUGAUGGUGAUGUAGAAAUUGGGGGAGAACAACAAUGAGAGAAGAAUGACUCGGCGACUGGACUUGGAAUGACUUGGAAUGA